AUGUCAUCGUCAAAGGACACAGCGCAUUGCAAAGACUCGACGUCAAACUUGCUUAAGUUACUCAACGGCGAGCGGCUCGAUCAUCGUGUGGUCACAAGACAAGACCUGACCACAGAUUAUCCAUUGAACGACGACGAUAAUGAUAAUAGUACGCAACCUUCAAACUCAGAAAGCGUCGUCGCCAUCAACAAUUAUUACACAUGGAACUCGUCCAGAACGAAUUCUCCCAUACACAAGGAGAGAGAACAAAUUAUUUCGGCACUGCAAUCGGUCAAGUCGAUAUCGGAGUUGUGUCGCGAGCUGACUACACGCAAUAUACCACACAGAAUGAAGGAAAUCAUGUCCAUGUGCGCGGACCGUCGAGGCGAUUUUUCGUCGGACGAAUACCAUCACCACCACCACCACAUAAACAGCGGUAACGAGCCGGACGCAUCUCAAACAAAUCCGAAUGUCAUGACGACCGACAGGACGACGUUAAACCGACGUAGUUGGUCGUCGUCAUAUUUCGGUGGCGCGUCACGUUGCUGGUCGUGUACUGCUACCGACCGUGAAACGGACGACGUUGACAACGAUAAGGGUAAUGACAAGAACGCGAAUGUGGACGAAACAAACUGCCGUCGGAAGUCCAAGAGGCAAUUGUCGUGGAGACAGAAAUUGAAGAGGAAAUUCAGAAACAGUCGCAACAGCCGAUAAAAUAAUGGACAACUUUAUAUUAUAUUUAUAAAUUAUAAUAUAUAUUAUUUUUUACAAAUUAUAAGAUGAUGUACAUACCAUGCAAACUUUUGUACUAUAAUAAUAAUCGUAUCGUAUGCAGUGUAAUGUAAAAAAUGGACAAAUUAGCGACAGUAAUGUUUGACUUAUGAAGUAAACUAAAAUAGUGAAAGUAUAAUAACACACUUAUUAAAGUAAAAACU
Melanaphis sacchari is the source of this 914-nucleotide messenger RNA. RefSeq lists its product as uncharacterized. NCBI's taxonomy places the organism in Eukaryota, Metazoa, Arthropoda, Insecta, Hemiptera, Aphididae. The coding region runs from base 1 to 693 and encodes 230 amino acids. The record is from RefSeq and is a predicted model, not a curated record. The transcript has 2 exons.